Exaiptasia diaphana is the source of this 2421-nucleotide messenger RNA. Its product is annotated as BTB/POZ domain-containing protein KCTD9. Gene Ontology annotation, molecular function: protein binding. The transcript is spliced from 13 exons. NCBI's taxonomy places the organism in Eukaryota, Metazoa, Cnidaria, Anthozoa, Actiniaria, Aiptasiidae. The record is from RefSeq and is a predicted model, not a curated record. Bases 84 to 1331 code for a protein of 415 amino acids. Gene Ontology annotation, biological process: protein homooligomerization.
AUACCUGUGUCAGAAGGAGCGGAAAGAGGAUAUGGUAUCUAGUUUAAAUCCGUGAUGGCGGCAAGCUGGUGAUUUCUCCCGAAAUGUCCACUUAUCUGCCUAAGAGAGCUGUGUUAUUCAAAUUCGGCAGCAUUUCAGAUGGAAAGCUUGUUGCAGUUCCCCAAUCACUUCAGCAAUUGCACCAAUUGGCAAAGGAGAAGUUUGAUUUGAWGGAAGUCGAAGGGAUUUAUAGCACUAAAGGCGGUUUGAUUGAAGAUGUACAAUUGAUAAGAGAUGAUGAAGUUUUGUAUGUAGCAUCAUGUAAACUCGAGGGUCAGUUUAAUACUUGUAAUUGUGCCUCAUAUACAAAAUCACUAGGACAUGGGCUGGGUAGAAGUCUAAACAAGUCAUACAGUGACUGGGUUACAUUAAAUGUGGGUGGACAACUCUUYACGACCACAAGAGCUACAUUGUUAAGAGAGUCAAACAGUAUGCUUGCAAGGAUGUUUUCUGUUUCAGACUCGUGGCAAAGUAUACAGGAUGCCACUGGUGCCGUAUUAAUUGACAGAAGCCCAGUUUACUUUGAACCAGUGCUAAACUUCCUUAGACAUGGGAGGGUUAUUCUUGAUGAAGGUGUCAAUCCUCAAGGAGUUCUAGAAGAAGCAAAGUUUUUUGGGCUUUCUGGAAUGAUUGAAGAUCUUGAGGAAAUUAUCAAGUCUAUAGAGAAAGCAGAUGGUGACGCCUUGACCAGAAAUGAGUUUAUAAGAAUAUUGUUGUCAACUCCCUCUUCUAGAGAGCUCAGGUGUCAGGGAAUCAGUCUUCAAGGAGCAAAUCUUUCAAACUUGGAUUUGCGUCACAUCAAUUUCAAAAUGGCAAAUCUAAGUUGUUCAGAUCUCACUGGGGCAAACUUGUCUCAUUGUUCAUUGGAAAAUGCAAACCUGUCGGGUGCACAGCUUGAUGGAGCAAUUCUUGGCAACACCAGACUUCAGAGAGCAAACUUAGAAGGUGCAUCAUUAAAAGGAUGUAACUUUGAGGACCCUUCAGGGGUACAGGCACAUUUAGAAGGUGUAAACCUUAAAUCAUCAAACUUAGAAGGAAGUCAAAUGACAAAUGUAAUUCUCAGAGUAGCAACAUUGAAAGGUGCCAAUUUACAAAACUGUAAUCUUAGAGGAGCCAUUCUUGCUGGUGCAGACCUUGAGAAUUGCAAUUUAAGUGGCUGUGAUCUUCAAGAUGCCAAUUUAAGGGGUGCCAAUGUAGUUGGUGCAAAGUUUGCUGAAAUCCUAGGUCCACUGCAUAUGUCACAGUCAGUAGGAGUUUGCCUGGGAAGGACCACCAAUAAUUCACCAAAUUGAUGUCUAAAUGACCUGGUACAUGCUGGCACACAACACAAGGAUACAGACCUAUAAAGUGCCUUGCAUAUCUGAUGAAAAAUGUGGACAAAUUGUAAUCCUCGUGCAUAAGGACAAAAAGAGUAUUGGAAGGUUUUUUUACGCAAAUUUACAAGAACAUUGUACCCAUAAAAGCUAAAUUCAAAAAUAGGAUUAUCAUAUGGUGGAUGAUUGAGUUUUUUGUGAUGACAUUGAGUGGAAGUACUACCUAGUUCCAAUAGACUGAAGAAGACUAACCAUGAGUAAUGCUCAGGACAUUUUGAUGUAUCAUUCUCAGCUCUAUUAAGCCUAUUAUUAAUCGUAAUUACUUUUUACUCCGAAACUAACACUUCUCACAUCUUUAACGACCGACCCCAUUUUUCUAAUCGUAAUCGUAAUCGUAAACUUCGUUCUUCGUGUAGUCAAAGGUGUUUUUCAUUAUAAUAAUGCCGAUCCUGGCACUUUUCGUUAUUUACGUAACCGUUGUAACACUUGUCCGUACAUUCACAUGGAGCACAGGCUCUUUAUCAGUGGUUCUUAUGUACACCACCCCUCCCCUCCCCUCUAUAUUUACCGUUAUUUUGAAGAGUUUAUAUGGUGUUAUUGAAUCGAGAAUUUCUCGCUUGAAUUUUAAUAAAUCAAGAACUUAAAAAUUAAGUACUUCUUCUUUGCUUGGUGGGGAGAAAGGCACUUAAACUCAAGGAAAUCGGCUGAAACUUCGUCAGGGGAUUGCACAAUACAUCAAUAACAACAGGUUUGAGUUUUGUUUCGAUUUAUUAAAAUUCAAGCGAGAAAUUCUCGAUUCAAUAACACCAUAUAAACUUUUCAAAAUAACGGUAAAUAUAGAGGGGAGGGGAGGGGUGGUGUACAUAAGAACCACUGAUAAAGAGCCUGUGCUCCCUGUGGUACAUUGUCUCGCACAAUUCCAUUGUUGGUCGUAACUCAUCACUCAGAAUCACUGAUCAUUUUGAAUGCCCCACCUCGUAAAACCAAAGAAAUGCGGCUAUUUAUUUCAUUGCUUAAGAGCUUGAUUUCCACUACUGCAUUUAAUAAAAUAACAUUUACUUUCUGUAUA